AUGAAUUCUCUCUCCACAUCUUCCACAGUUUCUUCUUCUUCUACCUCUUCAGCGUCUUCGGCUUCUUGGUUUUCCGGCAUUGUUAGAGGCCGCCAAGACAGGUCCUCCUCCCUCAAGAUGACCGGAAGAUCCUCCUCAGGUGGAGGCGUCGCCGCCGAUAACGACGGACCCAUCAAGGGCAAGAAUCAGUUCCGUGGUGUCCUCUUCAAGUAUGGGCCUAAGCCGAUUCAGGUUGCAUUCAAAACAGGUGAGUAUAAGCAACAACUUAUUUUCAUUGGUGGACUGACAGAUGGGUUUCUAGCAACUGAAUACUUGGAACCUCUUGCAAUUGCUUUGGAUAAUGAGAAAUGGUCACUUGUUCAACUACUUAUGUCAUCUUCAUAUACUGGAUAUGGCACCUCCAGCUUGCAACAAGAUGCCAUGGAGAUCGAUCAGCUUAUCAGUCAUCUAAUCAAUAAAGAAAAUUCUGAGGGUGUGGUCCUACUUGGUCAUAGCACUGGCUGUCAGGAUAUUGUGCAUUACAUGCGCACAAAUGCAGCUUGUUCCCGAGCAGUCCGUGCUGCCAUUUUGCAGGCUCCAGUUAGUGAUCGAGAAUACAGGGCAACUCUUCCUGAAACAGCUACAAUGAUUGACUUGGCUUCAAGCAUGAUAAAGGAAGGUUGGGGUUCAGACUUAAUGCCUAAGAAAGCAGAUCCAUCUUCCCCUAUAACUGCCUAUAGAUAUAACUCCCUUUGUGCCUACAUGGGGGAUGAUGACAUGUUCAGUUCCGACCUUAAUGAUGACCAGCUUAGAAUGAGACUUGGACACAUGGCUAACACUCCUUGCCAGGUUAUCUUUUCCAUGGAUGAUGAAUAUGUGCCAGAGUAUGUUGAUAAGAAAGCAUUGGUUGAAAGAUUGUGCAGAGCUAUGGGUGGUGCAGAGAAAGUUGAAAUUGAAUACGGCAAUCACUCCCUCUCUAACCGAGUCCAUGAAGCUGUGCAGGCUAUUAUUGCCUUUGUUAAAAGAGAAGGACCUAAAGGCUGGGAUGAUCCAUGGAGCUAAUGCUCUGAUAUUUCGUACUCUGAUUUUCUCUUUUUCGUUUUUUAUAUUCUUUUUUCUUAUUCUCUUCUUUCUCUUAAUUCAUCAUUUUCAUCUUAAUCAUGCUAAGCAAUUUUGGUUAUUCAUAACAUGUAUAAAAAAAAGGCUGUGUGUGAAUUUCAUCCCCAGGUUAGUCUGAAAGAAGUUUUAUACUUUGUAUGGAUAAGCCUUGUUUUCCUCCAGAAGGAACCUGUAGUGUUGGCAUGUAUUGAUUACAGAAUUUUGUUCUAUCCUUAUUCAUUGCUGGCUGUACUAUUUGAUGGUAGGAUAAUUGAAUGUACCUUAAUUUCCUACUUUUCGUUCAUUGUGUUUUUUAAUGUUGGUUUGUUUUAUAAGAAUUUUAUUGGAAGAAAUAGCACUAUUUUGAGCUUCACUGGGAAUUUUGAUUAUUUUUGACACAAGAGGUCAUAGUAUGGGAUAGAAAAAAGGAUUGCAGGUGUAAUCUUUUAAGAGUUAAGUUUCAGAGUCUGGCAUUUUGAUUUUUUAAACAUCAUUGGCAUUCAGAAAACUGAAUUUUUCUUCUCAAGGAAUGUAAUUUUUACCCAGGUCAGACUAACAUUGCUUUUGCAUCUUAGAAAACUUUUGAGAACUCACUAGCAAUGCCAAAUGGGAAAAUUGAGAAGAAAGUGAUUUUUGUUGAGACGUCGAGAAAUGUGAAUCCAAACUAUGACUUUUGGGGUUAAAUUCAAAAGAGUAAAUAAUAUCCCACUGAGUCCCUAAUUUUUUAAUCUAGUUGUUAAUAAUCAUUUUUGGACAAAAGUAAACAACAUGCACCCAUUAAGUUGAAUGAUAGUGGCAUAUGGCAACUGAGCUUGCUAACAUGAAUGCAGACAU
Messenger RNA from Durio zibethinus, 1911 nucleotides. Its product is annotated as UPF0613 protein PB24D3.06c-like. The record is from RefSeq and is a predicted model, not a curated record. Lineage: Eukaryota; Viridiplantae; Streptophyta; Magnoliopsida; Malvales; Malvaceae.